GAGCAAGUUAAACGGAAUUUUAAAUCAAAAAGAAAUUGCUUGCUCGCAAGUUGCAACAAAGAUUAAUGAGUACUCCAGGACUCAACAAGCUGCGUUCGUUCGUUCUAACAUCAUCCAUUCAUCCCCCACCUGUUCCGGUCGCCGUUGACCACUGAAUAGUGAAUCCAUUCCAUUUCCACCCUCGCCUCCGGCCGCCGGCGAAGCACAGUGACCUCGGGCGGCGCCAUGGAGCUGGUGGUGGGCGCAUCGGAGUCCACGGUGAAGUCCCUGCUGGGCAAGCUCGGCGGGCUCCUCGCGCAGGAGUACUCGCUCAUCCGCGGCGUGGAGGGAGACCUCCACUUCAUCAACGACGAGCUCACCAGCAUGCAGGCGUUCCUCCGCCAGCUGGGCGAAACGGGCGGAGGCCGCGUCGACGACCACCGCGUCAGGGACUGGAUGAAGCAGAUCCGGGACAUCACCUACGACAUCGAGGACUGCGUCGACGACUCCGCCAACCGGAUCCACGGCCUCAGCCGGGACGUCUGCUGCUACUUCCUCUCCAACAGCGUCUACGAGGUCCUCACCUGGUGGCCCCGCCGCGACGUCGCCGCCAAGAUCGCCAGCCUCAAGAUGCGGGCGCAGCAGAUCGGCGAGCGGCGGCAGCGCUACGGCGUCGAAAACCCCAAGACCCCCGAUCCUGCCGACGGCAGCGACAAGCCGCCGGCCAGCUCCAGGAAAGCUGGAUUCGACGCCGCCAGUAACCAGGACCCCAGCCUUGAGCUUGUCGUGACCAAGGAACCCGUGGGACUGAACAAGUACAUGGAUGAUGCACUCAAGAAUUGGAUCGCCGACAAGGACAAGGCGGGGGUGCUGGCCAUCGUUGGGUACGGAGGGGUGGGGAAGACCAGCCUCGCCAACUCCCUCUACCGCGAAUUCGGAGAUCAGUUCGACCAACGUGCGAUGAUCACAGUGUCACAGACCUCCGACGUUGAUGCUAUCCUAAAAAACAUCAAGGAUCAAGUCACCUCCCACAACAAUCAAGAGCAGCAAGGUGGCCACAGCGACAACCGUCUCCUCAAAGGCCUCCGCGGAGUCAUGGCCAGGUGUGCCAUCGGCGGCACCUCCGGCAAUACUCCGCGACACAAAACCACCAAGAUGCUCGACAGGCGUUUGUCCAAACGAAAAAGAUGCUUGUUCUUAAUUGAUGAUGUGUGGUCGACAGCGACAUGGACCAAGAUUAGAAACUCUCUUCCUGAAAAAGGCAGCAAAGUAAUUGUGACCACACGGUUUCAAGCUGUUGCCACAACAUGUGCAAGGGAUCCAAAUUCUGAUCAUUCUCGAGAAGUCAAACCCCUUGAUCUCAAUGAAUCGAAACAGCUAUUUACUCAGGCCUUCGAUGAAUCAAAAGGUACCAAAGAGGUGGAGAAUAUUCUGGAGAAUGUCUGGAAGAUGUGUGGGGGGUUGCCACUGGCAAUAGUUACUGUGGCUGGUCUUGUGGCUUGUAACCCAGACAAAUUACCGUUAAACAUCUGCAGUUCUCUGUUCCCAGAAUCAACAAGAGAUGCAAAAAAAGAAGUCAACCAGGAAGAAGUAGCCAGGAUCAUCAGCCAUUGUUACAAUGACAUGCCUGCAGAAAUCAAGACUUGCUCGCUCUACUUGAGCAUCUUCCCCAAGGGACACAGAAUCGGCAGGAAGCGAUUGACGAGGAGAUGGAUUGCGGAAGGCUUUGUCUUUGAGAAGGACGGAAUGAGCGUGGAGGAAGUUGCAGAGACGUACUUUAACCAUCUGAUAAGGAGGAAGAUUGUAAGGGCAGUUAAGCACAGCAGCAGUGGGAAGGUGAAGCACUGUGUUGUGCAUGACAUGAUUCUUGAGCACAUCGUGGCAAAGGCAGCCGAAGAGAACUUCAUCACGGUGGUUGGAGGCCAUUGGUUUAUGCAACCUGCGAGCAGUAAGGUCCGCCGUCUGUCCCUCCAGGGUAGUGAUGCAAAACGUUCGAAGGAUACCGAGAAAAUGAACCUUACUCAUGUCCGCUCACUGACAAUGUUCGACAACUUGAACCAGCUGCCUUCUCAUUCUUUCAGGUUCGGGAUUGUACAGGUCCUGGAUCUUGAAGGCUGUAAAGGUUUUAGAAAGCAACAUACAAAGGAGAUUUGCGAAAUGGUCCUUCUCAAGUACCUCAGCCUCCGUGGAACCGACGCUAAGAAGCUUCAUAAUACCAUCAAGAAUCUCCUGAAAUUAGAGACUCUGGAUGUAAGGGAGACGAAGAUUGUUGAGCUGCCUAAAGCCAUAUGCAAUCUUGAGCGGCUGGUUAACAUAUUCGGUGGGAAUAAAAUAACACGCCAAGCAUUGAAGCUUCCAGAUGAGUUGAUGAAAAGGACGAAGAUGAGGGCCAUGCGCGUUCUAUCAGGGGUUGAGAUUGCUGGGGAAGCAGGCGUCCUUCAUCAUUUGACCGAGCUGAGGAAGCUUGCCAUUUACAAACUAAAUAUCAAAUCGGAUAUGGCCUUGAAGGACCUGCUCUCCUCUAUUUGGUAUCUGGGUGGAUACUCGCUUCACACCCUUCUGAUUGAGGACGAAUCACCUGAGCUUCUUCAGUUAAUGUCUAGCUUGCCUAGUCCUCCAAAAUUCCUCACUGCCCUUGAGUUAUCUGCAAAGAUCGUUAAGCUCCCCGAUUGGAUUGCACAGCUUGAUGUUCUCAACAAGUUGACCCUCUCUGUAACAGCUCUCCGGACAGAUAACUUGGAAGACCUCAGCAAGCUGAAGGCGUUGUUUUCUCUCACCUUUUCACUUGCUCCAUCAAAGCAGGAUCCAGAGACAGUGACCAUGAUACAGGGCAACAGGGCAUACCCCAAAGCAGAUAUAAUUAUUCCGGCUGGCGGAUUCGAGAAACUUAAGCUGCUUCGCUUCUCGGCUCCUUUCCUGCCAUUGCUGACCUUUUCGAGAAAAGCCAUGGAACAUCUCCAAAGGCUUGAGCUACGUUUCAGCAUGUUGGAGGGACUUCAUGGUGUGGAAUUUCUCGAAUCUCUUAAGGAGGUGCACCUAAGCCUUCGGAUGAAAAAGCAGGAUCAUCCAGAAAUAAAUGAAAAGGCUGCAGAACAUAUCAAGAAGUGGAUCGAAGAUGAUAUAACAGGUUCUAAUGGCAGUAGCAAGGCCAAAAUCAUUUUUGAUCAGUAUUAUGAAGGGCUAUAGGUUCGGAUGGCGCAGUCAGCGCGCGCGGCAGCGCGAACAUCGGAAGCACGAUGAAUUCCAGGUUUUUAUGUUUAAAUUUCCAACAUUCUAUAAAGCACCAUUCAAUUUCCAACAUUGAGUUUUUAUGUUUAAAUUUCCUUGGAGAUUCCUAAAGUUGUUUUUUAUUUUUAGAUUUUUUAUUAAUUUUUUCAGAAAUAGAUUUUGUUUCAAAUAUUUCAAAUCUAACGUGCCAACGCCUAGCCAGUGGGCGAAAAAUAUAAACCACCUACUAGUUGGGGCGUGAAAUCCGACAUAUUAAACAUCUAUUAUUAAAGUAAGGGUAAUGGCCAUUGGAUGAAGAAUGACAUAUUUAUAAUUAUAGGCGGCCCCUUGGGAUGAAGGAUGACAUAUUUAUAAUUAUAGGCGGCCCCUUGCCACCCUGUGACCGACCGUUUUAUCCCCUAGGAGGAGCUGCCUGUAGAUGCACAAAGCUGGGCGAGAGUGGGGUUGGUGGGCUGGUUAUUUUGUAGGUGACCCCCUUGUCGGCUUGCUGUCCAAUGGGAGGGUGUUUUAAGCCCAAGUAGGGGGCUGCCUAUAAAAUCACCCGAGAUACUAAAAUACCGUGAUUCGAGUGCACUUCACUAAUAUAGCGAUAACUUUCUCAUAUGAACUCGGAAUCGGGCAAAAUUUAUAUCCAUGGGCAUCCACAAUAAAAUUAGAAUCGCGAAAUUCCACUUACAAGAUUGUGUUUUCUAGGCGAGAAGCUUAAAAACUCGUUGGAUAGAACUAUAAAUUUUUUUGGGUCACAUAGUUCAAUCCGUUUGAGCUCAAAUUUUCUAUGGUUAGUUCUUGUGUGCUCCUACAUGAAUAGAAAAUAGAAAUAGAAAAUAGAAAAAUAAAGUAAAAUAGAAAAGUGCUUUCUCUCUCGUCUCCACUGGAGGAAGAAAGUCUUCCAGCCCUCUCACUACUGUUUUGCAGGCAACCCCUUGCUUGGCCUUAAACUCCCAGCUAUAAAAAGGUAAGGGAACUAUCUGCAAAAUAGCCAGACCCUCUCCACCUGCCAUCUUGGCAAUUUUGCAGGCAGACCCCUGCUAGGGGAUAAAAUGCCCAGUAGCUGGGCGACAAGAGGGGUUGCGCGCACAAUUUACACUCACUGUCCAACAGCCAUUCCUCUCAGUUCUCUCAUCAUUUGGCAUGUAGGAUAUCGCGUCCAACUAGUGGACAUUUUAUAUUUUGUGUCCAUUGGCUAGGUGUUGGGAGGUUAUAUUUGCUAUUUUCAAAAAAAAAUCUAGUUUUGAAAAUAUUUAAUAAAAAAAUAUAAAAAUAAGAAAGGCAUCUUCAUUUUUGUUGGGCCGAAACCUCAUCUCCGACCUAUCUCCCCUCCACUUUACCUCCUCUCCUGGGCUCGCUGGCCCAUAUAGAGCGCCAACCAACUUCUCGAUGCCACCUCAACACCAUGCAUUGCACGCACCUGAGACCGCCUCGCUAGAGAUGGCAAUGGGUAAAUCUCCAUUGGGUAUCAUUACCCUAGACUAAUACGCACCACCGGAAUUCAAUACUAUCAAAAUCCCCAUAUCCUCCAUGGAUAAGAAAUUUCUCCAGACCCGUACUCACUUGGGUAAACCUGACCCAUUUACCCUGACAACAGUUUAAAAUAAUCUAAAUUGCAUAUUCCCCAUGUAGUAUAUUACAACAGCAAUAAGCACAUGACAAUAAAAAUAACACAGUUUAUA
This is a messenger RNA of Oryza brachyantha (malo sina), 4877 nucleotides long. Its product is annotated as disease resistance protein Pik-2-like. The transcript has 2 exons. The coding region runs from base 226 to 3165 and encodes 979 amino acids. NCBI's taxonomy places the organism in Eukaryota, Viridiplantae, Streptophyta, Magnoliopsida, Poales, Poaceae. The record is from RefSeq and is a predicted model, not a curated record. Gene Ontology annotation, molecular function: ADP binding. Gene Ontology annotation, biological process: defense response to other organism.